Molecule: messenger RNA, 1215 nt
Organism: Perkinsus marinus ATCC 50983
Lineage: Eukaryota; Perkinsozoa; Perkinsida; Perkinsidae
Exons: 6
Coding region: 21-791 (256 amino acids)
Biological process (GO): maturation of LSU-rRNA; maturation of 5.8S rRNA
Cellular component (GO): Las1 complex; preribosome, large subunit precursor
Molecular function (GO): endonuclease activity
Source: RefSeq, a predicted model, not a curated record
AGAGAGUCCCUUUUGUUGUCAUGGCUUUCGCUGGGCUGCCCGGAAAGACUUUACCGUGGGCCGACUGGCGCGAGUGGCUCCGAUGCUACCAAGGCCUGUCGGGCCAAAGCGUCGAGGGCAAGUUGGAAGCAGUCAAGAUGGUCGACUUAUGGCGGAUCCGUGGUCGGGUACCAAUAGCGGUAGAUUGUACCGGUAUGGUGCUGCAAGUGAUGUGCCAUGACCCCUAUUUCUGUCCGGAGACCACAGCACAGGUCUCCCUAGAUGAGCUCCAGCAGCUCUACAGCUUAGUCGUCAUCCGCCUCUGCAAUGGUGUUAUUGACACCGAGCAGAAGGGGCAGGUCGCCCAGAGUCAGGAUUCCAUCGCCCGUCGGAUAGGAUUCCCAACUUGGUUGGUCGAAUUGCGCCAUGAGGCGACUCACGGCAGUAGUCUGCCGACUAUCCACGUAUUGCGAAUGGCUGCUGAGAGCAUAUUGAGAUACCUCGAUACCAACUACUGGUCACGGCAAUACGCCCAGCUAGAUGCCGAAGGUGUUUUCACAGCAACCGAACCCGAUACCGACUAUGUUGAGGCCCGAUUACCUCGUGGUACUUUCGAGGGCAAAUGUCUCCUCCUUCGGAAGAAGCUCGCCGCACUUGGUCACGGUGUUGGCGUCACUGAAGCAGUGAAGUUCUUCAUCUACCUCCUCAACAAGGUCGCAUCAAAUGAUGACGUCCGCGACAUGUUCCUCAAUGUGGCUCAUAAUGUGUCUCCAGCGACCGAAAAAGGUAUCCACUGCUGCCCGAUCCCAUGACAUCUCCGUAGUAGGUGCCUCAGCUGUUGAUGUCUUGGCCGACUCACUGGACUUCCUCGACGUGAAGCGGCCGGGUCUGAGUCGAAGCUUAGCCCGAUCCCUCCUCCGUGAAGCAGAUGAUGGUAGCUCUGAUGGGAGACGAUCCCUCCAGUGGUCUAAGGCCCUCUUCGGUAGGGCCGCCAUGAGCGGAGCGAAGGAUAUUUACUUCCAAAUGAUUACCACUAAGCCUCUCCUCAUCGAGUGCCUCGGUGACCAACGCCUUAUUGAUGCCUUCAAUUCGAAGAAUGUCUUAGCUGACAAGGCAAUCCUAACAGACAUAGAAGCCAUCGCAGAGCACCUUGACCCCUCGAAGUAGCUAGCGAUGUCAUCAACUCCUACGGCUCUACCUGGCGUUCUUUGCUAACGUAAUACUACUUAUUCCAGC